GGCUGGGCAGUGUUUGGGGUGUUCUGGGGGUGUUCCAGAGGCUGGGCAGUGUUUGGGGUACCCGGGGUGUGUUUUGGGGGUGCCCAGGGUGUGUUUUGGGGGUGUCCCAUCUGUCCCCCCCCUCCCCCAGGUACGGGAUCCUGGUGGACCCCAUCCAGGUGGUCUCGCUGUUCCUCAAGGAUCCCUACAGCUGGCCCGCCCCCUGCCUCAUCAUCGUGGCCAACGUGUUCGCUGUGGUGGCCCUGGCCCUGGAGCGGCGCCUGGCUGAGGGGUCGCUGUCAGAGGGGGCGGGGGCCGCCCUGCACGCGCUGAACCUGCUGAGCAUCCUGUGCUUCCCGGCCGCCGUCGUCCUGCUCGUGUCCUCCAUCACCCCCGUGGGGGCCGUGUUCGCCCUGGCCGUCCACACCAUCAUCUUCCUCAAGCUCUUCUCCUUCCGCGACGUCAACAAGUGGUGCCGCGAGAGGAGGGGCGGCCCCCACAAAGCCCCCCAGAACGCCCCCCAGAGCCCCCCCGAGGGCUCAGCCUCAGCCAGGAGAGCCAACGGGGACGUGGGACCCGGCGGGGUCACCUACCCGGGGAACCUCACCUACCGCAACCUGUAUUACUUCCUGCUGGCGCCCACCCUGUUGAGCUCAACUUCCGCGCUCCCCCGCCUCAGGAAGAGGUUCCUGCUGCGCCGCCUCUGCGAGAUGCUGUUCUUCAUCCAGCUGCUGGUGGGGCUGAUCCAGCAGUGGAUGGUUCCCACAAUCCAGAAUUCCAUGAAGCCGUUUCGGGACAUGGAUUACUCCCGGAUCAUCGAGCGGCUCCUGAAGUUGGCUGUCCCCAACCACCUGAUCUGGCUCAUCUUCUUCUACUGGUUCUUCCACUCGUGCCUCAACGUGGUGGCCGAGCUGAUGCAGUUCGGGGACCGGGAGUUCUACCGGGACUGGUGGAACUCGGAGUCCGUCACCUACUUCUGGCAGAACUGGAACAUCCCCGUGCACAAGUGGUGCCUCAGGCACUUCUACAAGCCCAUGUUGAAGAGGGGGGUCAGCAAGUGGACGGCGCAGACAGCCGUGUUCCUGGCGUCGGCCUUCUUCCAUGAGGUCAGGGACCCCAAAUCCUGCCUGGGAACCCCCAAAUCCCGCCUGGGAACCCCCA
Messenger RNA from Myiozetetes cayanensis, 1140 nucleotides. RefSeq names its product diacylglycerol O-acyltransferase 1 (gene DGAT1). Gene Ontology annotation, cellular component: endoplasmic reticulum membrane. Lineage: Eukaryota; Metazoa; Chordata; Aves; Passeriformes; Tyrannidae. The record is from RefSeq and is a predicted model, not a curated record. Gene Ontology annotation, biological process: triglyceride biosynthetic process. Gene Ontology annotation, molecular function: diacylglycerol O-acyltransferase activity.